Molecule: messenger RNA, 321 nt
Organism: Ostreococcus tauri
Lineage: Eukaryota; Viridiplantae; Chlorophyta; Mamiellophyceae; Mamiellales; Bathycoccaceae
Product: SMN complex, gem-associated protein 7
Exons: 1
Coding region: 1-321 (106 amino acids)
Cellular component (GO): SMN-Sm protein complex
Source: RefSeq, a predicted model, not a curated record
AUGGCGCGUGCACACGACGAAGUAGUCGCCGAAGACUCCACAGAGGCACAGAGAAUACGUGUAGCGCUUCGUCUGCGGGCGAUCGCGUCUUACAGCGACCUAGUCGGGCGUGCAUGUGAGAUUACGUUGUUGGGCGACGCGUCGCCGUGCGCCUCGGGCGUUUUUCGUGGCGUCGACUCAGGCGAGGAGUGUUAUCUGGUCGAGAGCUUGGAAUCGGCGCUGGGAACGACAAAACGGGCGCGCGUACGAGUGCGCGAGGUGUCGUCGUUGAGGUUCGAGGCGGCGGUGAAGAUGGCGACGCGUGAGGCGGCUGGCGGUUGA